Molecule: messenger RNA, 3574 nt
Organism: Spirodela intermedia
Lineage: Eukaryota; Viridiplantae; Streptophyta; Magnoliopsida; Alismatales; Araceae
Source: the annotation of a GenBank genome assembly
AUGUCGCACUUUGGGAGAUCCGGUCCUCCGGACAUCAAGGACACCUACUCCCUCCUCGUCCUCAACAUCACCUUCCGUGAGUGGGGGGGGCGACUGCCUUUGUCUAGGGUUUUCUUUCUUGACAGUUCGUUAUCCGCUGCUCUCAGCUGGGGUUUCUAUUUCUUGUUUGGUUGUGUGAAUUGGAGCAGGGACGACAGCAGAUGACCUCUUCCCGCUCUUCGACAAGUAUGGUAAGGUGGUAGACAUCUUCAUCCCAAGGGACCGCAGGUACGCCUCGGCGACAUGAAGAACGUAACCUGUCCUCCCCUCCUCCUCCUGCCGCCGCUGCUGCCGCCUCCGCCGCCGCUGCUGCUCCUCCUCCUCCUCCUCCUCCUCCUCCUGUUGUUCCUGCUGCGGCCGCUCCGAUUCGUACUCCGUCCGUGAGAUCGUGGGCUUGUGCGGUUAAUUAGCGAUCGGUGGCGUGCAGGACCGGGGAAUCGAGGGGUUUCGCGUUUGUACGCUACAAGUAUGCCGAAGAGGCUCAGAGAGCAGUGGAAAAGCUUGAUGGCUAGUUCUCCCGCUUCUUUCAAUUUCACAUGUCCGUUUGGCCUUUCCUCUGUUUUUUUUUUCCUUCUUUCUCUAAUUCUUGUGUAGAAAAUGCAGGAAGAACCGUCGAUGGGCGGGAUAUUAUGGUCCAGUUCGCGAAGUAUGGGCCCAAUGCAGAACCCAUGUAUGCUACCUAACUAAUAAGUAUUUUUAAUCCGAUGUGUACUUUUAUUACUUGAGCUGGGCAGCAAACUUCAUUAAUUUCUUUUCGGCAUUUGAAUUCAUCGCUUGAAUAUGACUAUACUGGUUUGGGUUAUGAUGACCGGCGGACAUAUUUUUUGGAACGGUUUCUUGCAACUCUUCGUUUGACUGGUUGGAUACCUAGCUUUAUUUGGCGGAGAGCAGACAGAGGUAGGCCUCUUCACGGAUGACUUAGAAAAUCGUAAACUUACUUUUAGUUAGGAAGAAGACUUUUUCUCUUCAAACACUUAGUCUGUUAUGAAGGUUUUCUUCUCGGAAUGUGGAAGUUGUGUCCAUAGGGGAGGAGCUGUACAUUCUUUAUACAUUUUCUGCAUGGCGGAUGCUUCUAUCUUCCUAGAUAGUCUCAUUUUGGGUUAUUGGGUAAAGCCCUAUUCGUUAUGUAGAACACAUAUUUUUUGCAUUUUGCCAUCAUCUUUAUGUUGAUACGGCGCUACCUUGUCCUCCUUCCUAUGUCGAUACAGCUCUGUCCUUUCAUCACGAGAGUCUCCUAUCAAACCUGUUCUCUAUCAUUCAGUGUUGAAAAAUGUAUUCUUUGGAGCCUAUGACCCCGGUAGAUGCAUCAGUAUUCUUUUUACAUAGGAAGUCUCCUCUUUGCCUUCUUCCUCAUAGAGGACCUCAUCAUUAUCAUCAAGCCAUUAUGAGUUCGUCGUGGCUAAAGGUGAUAUGCUAUCAAGCUGUGUAUAUCUGAUUGUUUUAUGAGUAAAACGGAACUGCGGAUGUCUGGUGGACCUUUAGCAUUGUUGCUGAGUUGAUGCCUCAGUGAUAACAGCUGAAAUAUAUGCAUACUUUUUUCCAUUUAUAUUGAUUUAGUUUCUUCACGCUGUCACGGCAAGCAGAUGUGAUUGCAUUAUGUCGCUUUCUCUGUCGUUUUUUCAUUUGUUUUAUUAUUCAUGUAAAUUUUCUUUUCCACCCUUGGGUUCAGCUGUACUUCAACAUUUCAAGAACUCACCAGCUGAUAAUUUAUGCAUCCAUUAGUUGCCUUAUUUAUGUGCCCAUGUGAGAUUUCUCUCUCAGUUAUCUUUGACUGUGAGAUUACAUUCACACUUUUUAUUUCCAUGUGCUUGCAUCUUUGUAGCAAAAAAGGAAGGAUCGUUGAAGCAUUUUCCCGAUCAAGGGGAAGAUCUAGAAGCCGUAGCCCUAGGCCAAGGUGAAGGCCAUUUCCUCGUCUCACUUUUCAUGUUGUCCCUUGCCUAAUGUACUUCAUGACGUAUUUUUUUUGGUUUGUACACAUGAUUUCAUCAUCCUAGUAGUCAUGGACUAACGUGGGGUGACAGCAUUAAUCAAAUUUAAUAUCUUUAUUCUUUUUCUGAAGAUUUCUAUCACAAGCAUUAACAUUGGUUGAGUAACUAUGUUUACAUGUAGGCACCGAGAUGAUUACAAAGAUAGAGAUCACAGAAGACGUAGCCGCAGCCGCAGCCGUAGUCGGAGCCGAGGCAGGUAUGAGCGUGAUAGAUACAGUACUAGGCAAAGGGAUCAUCCGCGCCACAGCAGUAGGAGUCGGAGCAGGAGCAGGAGCCUUAGCCGGAGUCAAAGCAGAAGCAGGAGCAUGAGUCCCGGUGAAUAUAAGGGUCGUGGUGGAGGAAAGGUUGGUGAACGGCGGAAUAGGAGUCGAUCUAUUGAUAGGUAUAUAAGAAAUUGAUUACCCACAAUAAUUUUCUGCUUCAGACGGUCGUUUUAAAAUGACCAUCCCUCCCAUAGCUUCCAUUUGACAGUCGCAUAACUUUUGUAUGUAGUGCAUCACCUGCUCGGCGCAGUCCUAGUCCUGAGAGGAGUUUAUCUCCACGCAAGAGCCCCGGUGAAAAUAGCCCUGAGAAGGGUGAUGGUGACCGAUCCCCAGUUCGAAGUGUCUCACCUAAGCUUAAAAAAGCAGAUUCUCGAAGCCCUUCUCCCCACAGUUCGGACCAGGUAUUCACUGAGCUUCUCGCGUUCAGCGUGCCAUUCCCAAGUUGGUUUGUUUCUUCCUUUUUCAUUUCUCCUUUGUCCUGCAGACUUGAGAGAGGGCUCCUUUGGCUUUGCAUCUAUGGAGAUGCCACGAGCUUUGCCACCCCAUCAGAGGAGCGCUUCUUUGUUGUGGAAACUUUAAACAGAAGAACUGUGUUGGUUCAGCUGUGGAUCGGGUCGCUCAGGUUGAUCCUCCUGCAGGUUUUAUUUUGCUGAUAGUCGUGGCAGCAUUCUCUCGCAAGGAACUAGGUGUUAAAACUGAUGGUAAUGAUUUUGAAGGCUUUUGAUUAUGUGAACUUUCAAAACUUUCAGUUUGUGCCCGCCCUCUGUUUUAAUUUACAGCGCUGUUCUGUACCUUGCUUCUUGUCAGCACACUACAUGUUUUUUUUAUUCACAGAUGGAUGAUGAGGGGUUGUUGUCGUGAUGUUGGUGAUGACCGUGAAUUUGGGAUGAUGUUGACUUUCUUCUUGAUGACGAUGAUGAUGACGACGACGAUCCUUUUCGAUAGAAUUCAACACCCUGGACACCAAGAAAGAUAAUCUCUGUAUUAUUGCAAUAAUGUAUAAUGGCUGAAAAUUCGACUAGAGCUGUACAUAUAUAUAUAUAUAUAUAUAUAUAUAUAUAUAUAGAUCGUAGUUGUAGCUUUUAUUUAUCAAAUACCAUCCAUCAGGGAAAUUUAUGGCUCAUCCCGAAGGUAGAAAUUAUUGGCCAUUCUUUUAGUAAUGCUAGUAAUGCUGCGGAUGCCUAGUCGCCGUGAUAAUAUACCCUGAAUAUUAUUAGCUGGGUACCCUGAAUAUAUUUCGACAGUAUCAUGAAGCUAUUAUACAAUAUCAUGAAGCAUGAAUGA